GGUCGCCCGGCCGUUAUGUGGGGACCCCGGGACUCGAACUUUGGCUCCACAGCCGAGCCAAUCUUGCUACCUGCCCCUCGUCACGCCCUCCGUUUCCACACCUUUAACGCUUCAAAAAUAGAAGGUGCCGCCCAAGUGGCUGGAAGGAGCUGAGGAAACGACUCCAGAAGAAAUCACCACUGACCGCGACUCCCGCCGGCCCGCCCCGGGGAGCCGAGUCGGCCGACCGUCCCCUCCCCCGCCACCUUCCGCACCGGCCUUCCCGGACGGUAUCCGCGCCCGUUUCCGCUCAGAGGAAGCCCCCUGCCUCUUCAUGCUCCACGCGUUCUUCCUCGUGCGCCUGCAGUUUCCACUUGGAGUUUGGGAUCCUGCGCGCACGAGCAAACAAGCUAGUCAACAGCUGCGCGCGCCCCUGCGCGCAUCCCCGACGCCUACGCCCCAGCAGCCCCCGCGAAAGCGAAGUCGCAACGCAGGCGCACUUCUGUUCACUCCGGUCCCCAGAGAAGGCGGGGUUCCCGCUGCCCGACCCGGAAGUGCUUCUCUUUUCCGUGGCGGAGAAAGGAGACCUCAGAGCUCUGGGUUGUGGAAGAGGUGGCCGUGCAGUGUCAUCAGUAUGCAGCGAUUGCUCUUUCCGCCCUUUAGGGCCUUGAAGGGGAGGCAGUGUCUGCAGCUCUUGGCUCCUAGGGCAGCGCUUAGAGCACAGUGUGAUUGCAUCAGGCGCCCUUUGAGGCCAGGGCAAUACAGCACCAUCUCUGAAGUAGCUUUGCAAUCUGGAAGGGGUACAGUGUCUCUUCCCUCAAAGGCUGCCGAGCGGGUGGUGGGCCGAUGGCUCCUGGUCUGCAGUGGAACAGUGGCUGGAGCAGUUAUUCUUGGUGGAGUAACUAGGCUGACAGAGUCUGGCCUCUCGAUGGUAGAUUGGCAUUUAAUAAAGGAGAUGAAGCCACCUACAAGCCAAGAGGAAUGGGAAGCAGAAUUCCAAAGAUACCAGCAAUUUCCAGAAUUUAAAAUCUUGAAUCAUGAUAUGACACUGACAGAAUUCAAGUUCAUCUGGUACAUGGAGUACUCACACCGAAUGUGGGGUCGCCUUGUAGGCCUUGCGUACAUCCUGCCUGCUGCCUACUUUUGGAGAAAGGGCUGGCUCAGCCGUGGCAUGAAAGGACAUGUUCUUGCCCUCUGUGGCCUCGUCUGCUUCCAGGGUCUCUUGGGAUGGUAUAUGGUGAAAAGCGGACUAGAGGAAAAACCAGACUCCCAUGACAUCCCUCGGGUCAGUCAGUACCGCCUCGCUGCCCACCUGGGAUCAGCCCUGGUUCUUUAUUGUGCCAGCUUAUGGACCUCGCUCUCACUGCUGCUCCCUCCGCACAAGUUGCCUGAAACCCGUGCACUCUUAUGGUUGAGACGAUUUGCUCAUGGAACAGCAGGUCUGGUGUUCCUUACGGCUCUCUCAGGGGCUUUUGUGGCAGGGCUAGAUGCUGGGCUUGUUUACAACUCCUUUCCCAAAAUGGGGGAAUCCUGGAUCCCAGAGGACCUCUUUACCUUCUCCCCCAUCCUGAGGAAUGUUUUUGAGAAUCCCACCACGGUGCAGUUUGAUCACCGGAUUCUGGGAAUCACUUCAGUCACUGCCGUUACAGUGCUCUACUUCCUCUCUCGGAGAAUUCCCCUUCCUAGAAGGACCAAGAUGGCAGCAGUGACUCUGCUGGCUUUGGCGUAUACACAGGGCUCUGUCUUAUUUAACUUUAUUUUUAAAAUCAGUGAUUUGGAUGAAGGUAUCAGGAACAUCUGAUUUGAGGAUGCAGCAACCCAAUAUUGCUAAUAUAAUAGAUGACAGUGGCAACUGAAAACAGUCCCAGAGUGACGCCAUCAAGAAGAAAGUAAACAGAUUAGAAAUAUACUCAUUCAAAUUAAAUAAGUUGUAGAAGUUUGGGCUGAAGAAACCUGGCCUUAUAUCAUUUCAUAUGAAAAAGACUUGAGGAUUUCAGUUGUCCUCAGGUUCAAUAUGAACCAACUAGUAUUCAUGUUGUUAUUAUAUAACACAGAAAAAUUAGUGGUACUUCAGGUUUUAUCAGUAGAAGUGUCACAGCCAUAGUCAGAAUACCCCUAACAUGUUGCAUUUCACUCUGGGUACCAAAUUUAAGCAAGAUAUUGAUGGCCACUAAGUGUGUAUCCAGAAGAAGAGACCAGAAUGGUGAUGAGUCCAGAACCCCUAUCACACAGGGAAUAGUUGAAGGAACUGGGGAUAUUUAACUGGAGAAGAGACCAUCUGGGGAGAGAGCAAGAUUCCUGUCUUUGAGAAGCUGAAGCUAUCUCGUGCAGAAGAGGGAAUGAGCUUCCAUUGUGCUGCAGACCUGGCAGCAAUGGGUGAAAGUUGCAGGAAGUUAGUUUUAGUUCUGUAGAAGGCAAGAGUAGGGUAGACAAAUCAAAUGCUCUGGGGUCAGGCUGGUGGAGACAGUAACACUGGCGAGCAGGUGCCCCAGCUCAGACUAAACUACUGAGCUUUGUUCUGCUGCUGCUGCUCUACAGGUCCAGGGUUGUUAGAUUUCUGGGUUUUUGUUGCUUUUUGAAAUAAGGAAAAUAAGUUUAUCUUAAGUUUAGUUUUCCUUGGAUAUACCUAGAUUCCAUACAGUGACAAGAUAAAUACAAAGGGAGAACAUCUGGAUUUCAUCCUUGACCUCAUUUACAAAGCAAAAAGAGAUGCUGGAUUCAGAUAUAAAUGUUAAUUUUACAGUGUUUAAAGUACCAAAUAUUCUUUUUUUUUUUUUUUUUUAAAGCCACAUAUCUAUAUUUUUCUGUGAAAGCUUUCAGUUAAGUGUUGGGAACUAAUUUCAAGAUUUUAAAAAAUGUUAUGCAGGCUUAACAUGUCUGAGAGCCAUAAAUGACCUAACGUUUUCCAUUUUUAAUCUCUGAACUAGGUGAUCUCAGUUUUCUUUCAACUCCAGUACUCUGGAAGUUUCUGUGUGACCUGUAGUGUACCAUUCUCAGGUAGUGAUAUGGUUUGGAUGUUUUGUCCCCUCCAAAUCUCAUGUUCAAAGUGUGACAUUCAGUGUUAGAGGUGGGCCUAGUGGGAGGUAUUUGGUUCAUGGGGGCGGAUCCCUUAUGCGUGACUUCGUGCCAUCCCCAUAGUAAUGAGUGAGUUCUUACUCUGGUUGUUUACGCAAGAGCUGGUUGUUCAAAAGAGCCUGGAACUUCCUCCUCUCUCUCUUGCUGUCUCUCACCAUGUGACACACUGGCUCCCCUUCCCCUUCCGCCAUGAUUGUAAGCUUCCUGAGGCUCUCACCAGAAGCAGAUGCCAGUGCCAUGCUUCCUAUACAGUUCUAUGCAGAACUGUGAGCCAAAUAAAUCUCUUUUCUUUAUAAA
Messenger RNA from Mandrillus leucophaeus (drill), 3351 nucleotides. It is a transcript of the gene COX15, whose product is annotated as cytochrome c oxidase assembly protein COX15 homolog. Gene Ontology annotation, cellular component: mitochondrial inner membrane. NCBI's taxonomy places the organism in Eukaryota, Metazoa, Chordata, Mammalia, Primates, Cercopithecidae. The record is from RefSeq and is a predicted model, not a curated record. The transcript has 9 exons. Gene Ontology annotation, biological process: heme A biosynthetic process. Gene Ontology annotation, molecular function: oxidoreductase activity, acting on NAD(P)H, heme protein as acceptor. The coding region runs from base 314 to 1780 and encodes 488 amino acids.